GGGGGCAGGUUUCAGUUUUACAGAGACUUGACUUGCUGUAGAGAAUGUAAGAGACUACACACUUAGCUCUGAACUACUCUUUAGAUACAUUUUAAGUUUACUGGUAAACUAAAUAUUCCUAAUCUAAGAAUAUCAUACUGAAAUCUGAGUAUGAGAUAGAUCAACUAUAGGGACUUUUCUAAAUAUUUUUUUUUAAUUGUAAUUUUGGUCGAAGAAGCAGCCUUCACACACCUGGAGCAGAAGAAGUGGACCGUCUAUUUCCCAAACCACCGACACACAGACAUCCAAGUAAGAGAGUCUAUUGUUGAGGUAGUUCAAUCAUUUCACCUGUAACUCUCCAGUGACUCUAGCAGCUCUGUCCUGCUACAGGGCACAGGUGAAACAGACAGACAUGUCCACCGGCUCAGUAAGCGACGGAGAGGACGUUGAGACACGUCACAAACGGACAGACGCUCCGUUCGAAAGCAGUAAAACCAAACGGAACGUUGCACAGGACCACUACGCCUCCACCGAGUACUCAGACGAUGAGUUCGGUAAUGACGGAGGUUACGAAGUCGAGACCAAGCGAACACGCAUCACUGCUGCCGGAGGAAAACUAGUUGUGAAAGGACGGCAGAUACAAAGGAACGCUGCAAACGCCAGAGAGAGGGCGAGGAUGAGGGUGCUGAGCAAAGCCUUUUCCAGACUGAAAACCAGCCUGCCGUGGGUACCGGCCGAUACCAAACUGUCCAAACUGGACACGCUGCGACUAGCAUCUAGCUAUAUAUCACACCUCCGACAGCUACUACAAGACAACCACUACGAGAGCAGCUUUGUACACCCUGUCAACCUGACUUGGCCAUUUGUGGUAGGUAGAUCAGAGGACAACAAGGACAUUUCUGCAGCCAGACAGUGUGGAGCUACAUCAUAGGACAAGAGAGACCGCUCUCUCCUGGGACUGUCUUCUUCUACCAUGGCUGCUGGCACCCUAUUCCCUUCAUAGUGCACUAAAUUACUGCACUGUAUAAGGAAUAGGGUGGAUGCCAUUUGGGACUAAUUCCAAGUAUUAUUUUUUUUGUCCUAUGUCUAAUACUAUUAGAAUAUUUUUAUAUUCCAUAUCGGUGAUUUCUUUAUGGACUUUAAUGGAUCAUUUUAUUGUCGUAAACUUGCCAGGUGGAAGUGAGUGUUUCUUUUAUAUCCAAUCAGUGAUGAGAUGAGAAAACAGGACCGAGGAAAAACAAGAAACUUCAACAGCAUUGAUGUUAUAGACUGGCACACUACACUGAGUGUACAAAACAUUAAGAACACCUUCCUAAUAUUGAGUUGACCCCCCUCCCAUUUUGCCCUCAGGACAGACUCAAUUCGGGGGCAUGGACUCUAUAAGGUGUCAAAAGUUUUCCACAGGGAUGCUGGCUCCAUGUGUUUCCCACAGUUGUGACAACUUGGCUGGAUGUCUUAUUGGGUGGUGGGAUCAGUCUUGAUACAUGAGCGUGAAAAACCCAGCAUUUCUUGACACACUCAAACCCGGUGCACCUACUACCAUAUCAAAUUCAAAGAACUUCAAUAUUUAGUCUUGCCCAUUUGGCACACAUACGAAAUCCGUGUCUCAAGGCUUAAAAAUCCUUCUUUAAACCUGUCUCCUCCCCUUCAGCUACACCGAUUUGAAAUGGAUUUAACAAGUGACAUAAAUAAGAGAUCAUAGGUUUUCACCUGGAUUCACCUGGUCAGUCUGUGAAAGAGCAGGUGUUCUUAAUGUUUUGUCCACUCAGUGUAUAUAAUCUAUUACUUAUAAUACAGGGAGGAAAUAGUACAUGUUUCCUCCUUUAGCUUGUGGGAAGUUGUACUUCUUCUUUUUUUUACUUUACAUUUUACAUUUGGGGAAGAAGGAAGUCUCUAAUCAGGUGAUUAGAAGGAGUUGUUCAUUUUGAGUCUGUCCUCUCUUGCUAACCAUGUAAUUGCCAGGCUACGAUCACUAAUUCGUUAGGUUGGUUAAGGUUGUGCUUUGUUUGUUUGGUAUUCACCUAAAGUCUCGUUCAAGUGUUCGUUAGCGUUCCAUCUUUCUCUGACCUUCGACCUCACUCCGCCAACAGUUGAUAAUUGAUGUUUGUGUUCUUAUCAUUCACCUACAGCUGUCAAAAUGUUGCCCUUUUGGGGGGGGGGGGGCAGUUUUGUUAAGUGGUCACCAGUCUCUGGGCUGAGAUUGUUGUCCAUAAAUGCUCUGUGUUUGUAUGACCGUUCGUUUGAUAGGUUGCCUUACCUUUCUUUUCAGUGGGCAGCAGAAGAGGACAUAUUGCUAGUUCUGCCCUGGUUACUGGAAUUUCGGUGUACAUGAAGGAUGUUUUUGAGAAAUUCAAGGGUCAGUUUUUCUGUGGGUGUUUUGUGCCAUGAUCUGUAUUUUGACUUUAACAGUGGGUCCCAUAUUUCACUGACAUUCAGGAGGAUUGGUUGGAUUUUGCAGCCAAAUAUUUGGAGCCAGAUUUAAUUUUUUUCUACUGUUUUCUUUAUUGAGUAGUAUUUUCUGUUGAGACAACAUCUAUCACUGAUAGACUGUUGUAACUCCUGUUGAGACAACAUCUAUCACUGAUAGACUGUUGUAACUCCUAUUGAGACAACAUCUAUCACUGAUAGACUGUUGUAACUCCUGUUGAGACAACAUCUAUCACUGAUAGACUGUUGUAACUCCUGUUGAGACAACAUCUAUCACUAAGUGACGAUGUUGUAACUCCUGUUGAGACAACAUCUAUCACUAAGAGACGAUGUUGUAACUCCUGUUGAGUCAACAUCUAUCACUGAUAGACCAUGUUGUAACUCCUGUUCUGUUGAGACAACAUCUAUCACUGAUAGACUGUUGUAACUCCUGUUCUGUUGAGACAACAUCUAUCACUGAUAGACCAUGUUGUAACUCCUGUUCUGUUGAGACAACAUCUAUCACUGAUAGACUAGAAUGUAUCUCCUGUUCUGUUCGAGCUGUAGAUUGCUCAAACUGUGUUGCAAAUUCAUCAAUAUAGAUAUUAAACCAUGUCGGUCUCAGAUUGGUGAC
Oncorhynchus nerka (sockeye salmon) is the source of this 3019-nucleotide messenger RNA. It is a transcript of the gene msc, whose product is annotated as musculin. The transcript has 2 exons. Gene Ontology annotation, biological process: regulation of transcription by RNA polymerase II; skeletal muscle tissue development. Gene Ontology annotation, molecular function: RNA polymerase II transcription regulatory region sequence-specific DNA binding; protein dimerization activity; DNA-binding transcription factor activity, RNA polymerase II-specific. The record is from RefSeq and is a predicted model, not a curated record. Bases 392 to 910 code for a protein of 172 amino acids. NCBI's taxonomy places the organism in Eukaryota, Metazoa, Chordata, Actinopteri, Salmoniformes, Salmonidae.